Postia placenta MAD-698-R-SB12 is the source of this 1182-nucleotide messenger RNA. RefSeq lists its product as hypothetical. The transcript is spliced from 7 exons. Gene Ontology annotation, biological process: S-adenosylmethionine biosynthetic process. Gene Ontology annotation, cellular component: cytosol. Gene Ontology annotation, molecular function: methionine adenosyltransferase activity; ATP binding. Lineage: Eukaryota; Fungi; Basidiomycota; Agaricomycetes; Polyporales; Adustoporiaceae. The record is from RefSeq and is a predicted model, not a curated record. Bases 1 to 1182 code for a protein of 393 amino acids.
AUGCCCGCUAACGGUACUGCUCGCGCUUCCGCCCUCGCGCCAGGUCAUUUCCUCUUUACUUCCGAGUCUGUCGGCGAGGGUCAUCCCGAUAAGAUUUGCGACCAGGUCUCUGAUGCUAUCCUCGAUGCCUGUCUGGCACAGGACCCCUUCUCGAAGGUCGCUUGCGAGACUGCCUCCAAAACCGGCAUGAUCAUGGUCUUCGGUGAAAUUACCACGAAGGGGCAGAUCGACUACCAGAAGGUUAUCCGUGAAACCAUCAAGCAAAUCGGGUAUGACGACUCCUCGAAGGGAUUCGACUACAAGACCUGUAACAUUCUUGUCGCGAUCGAGCAGCAGUCGCCGGAUAUCGCCCAGGGACUUGACCACGGCGCGCUCGAGCACAUCGGUGCCGGUGACCAGGGUAUCAUGUUCGGCUAUGCAACGGACGAGACGCCUGAGUACAUGCCUCUCACGCUCGUUCUCGCCCACCGCCUGAACGAAGCGAUGGCUGUUGCUCGCCGCGCGGGCGUCCUCCCUUGGCUCCGUCCCGACUCUAAGACUCAAGUCACCGUUGAGUACAAGAAAGAUGGCGGUGCUACAAUCCCUCUCCGUGUCGACACGGUUGUCGUGUCCACUCAGCACGCUGAGGAGAUCUCCACCGAGGAGCUCCGCAAGGAGAUCCUGGAGAAGAUCGUCAAGCAGGUUAUUCCCGCAAACCUGCUUGAUGAGCGCACCGUUUACCACAUUCAACCUUCUGGGCGUUUCGUCAUCGGCGGUCCCCAGGGUGAUGCCGGUCUCACUGGCCGUAAGAUUAUUGUCGACACCUACGGUGGUUGGGGUGCUCAUGGAGGAGGAGCCUUCUCUGGCAAGGACUGGUCCAAGGUUGACCGGUCCGCUGCGUACACCGCUCGUUGGAUUGCUAAGUCCUUAAUCGCGGGUGGCCUUGCUCGCCGCGCUCUUGUCCAGCUCUCCUAUGCCAUUGGUGUUGCUGAGCCGUUGUCCAUCUACGUUGACACGUACGGUACGGGCAAGAAGUCCGACGAGGACCUCGUCGAUGUUAUUCGUAACAACUUCGACCUCCGACCUGGUGUCAUUGUCCAACAGCUUGGUCUCCAAAAGCCGCAGUACCGCAAGACGGCGUCAUACGGUCACUUUGGUAACCCGGAGUACUCGUGGGAGCAGCCUAAGAAGCUCCAGCUCUAA